This is a messenger RNA of Phragmites australis (common reed), 2520 nucleotides long. Its product is annotated as probable myosin-binding protein 4. Gene Ontology annotation, molecular function: myosin binding. The coding region runs from base 193 to 2520 and encodes 775 amino acids. The record is from RefSeq and is a predicted model, not a curated record. The transcript has 2 exons. NCBI's taxonomy places the organism in Eukaryota, Viridiplantae, Streptophyta, Magnoliopsida, Poales, Poaceae.
UUUCUGCGGGGAAGUUUUCACCUUUGGAGACCAUACAUUGGCAUGAGUUACCAAGAUUCUCUGAUUGUCGUGUCCCCGUUUAUAAUUUGGUGUGAUUUGAGUAUCUUUGUGCUUCAUUGAUGGGAACUGAGUGAGAAAUUAAGACAAUUUUGAAGCAACCUACAUGCAAAUAGGGGGGUGAGUUGAGCUUUCAUGGCAACGAGAGCUCAUGCAAGGUCGCGAGAUUUUUCGCGGCAAUUCUGGCCCGUGCUGCGCCAUGCCUUAAGCGAGUGCUGCCUGAUCAUAAUGCUCUUCGUGACCGCCCUUGUGUCUUACUCAGCGACAAGGUUAGCACGCAUCUGCAGGCUCCGCUCACCAUGUAUCCUGUGCUCAAGAUUGGAUCGGCUUCUACAUGGCAAGGCCUGGUUUUCUGAAGAACUGGUUUGUGCUGCACACAGGCUGGAAAUCUCGCGUUUGUCAUAUUGCCAGAGUCACAGCAAGCUUGCAAACUCUGAUGAUCUAUGUGAAAGGUGCCUCCGUUCUUGCACUGCGUCGGUUGGUAAACCUGGUAACCUGACAAACAUGAGCGUUAAGGAGAAGGUGAACUCUCGGCCGAGAUCUAGGCACACGCAGCUGUGUUCUUGCUGUUCGGUGCCGCUCAAGAAGACACGUAAUGCACCCAGAUUAUCUGAGGUUGCAGAAGGCAGAUUUCCAGAUGAUGAUAUGACCAAAGUAAAAGCCAUGUCAAGUGUUGUGCAUUCUUCAGAUGACGUCUAUGAUCACUUGCCAUAUGAAGGUUACAGAAAGCUAAAGGUCCGCCGCGAUUCUGAAUCUGAGAUUCACAUCUUAGAUGGUGAUGAUGAUGGCAAUGCAAUACCUCAUGAAGCUAGAGAACGAGCCAAGGACAUCUUAAGUCAUGAUGUUCAGCUGCAACCAAUGAUCUCCAGCGCCAACGGCUUGUCAAUGCUUCCUUCUGAUGAUACUGUUAAAACAAAGCGCAUGAAACCACUGAAUACUGCGAGAGAUAUUGAGAGUCAGUCUAGUGGCACCAAGGUUGGCAAUGUUUCAAAAUCUUCGGAUCGUGCUAUUGGGCAUGGUUUGGAUGAAAUCAACUGGUGUCAAGUCAAUGCAAGUGACAACAAUAUAGACACGCAGUCAAAGGCUAUGCCUGAACAAGUUUGUUCAGAGCUUCCAAAAGAGAAAACUUUUCUUGUUGGUACUGAGGAAGUCGCCGAUUCUUGUGAGGGUGUUUCAGGAAGCCCUGAUGAGGAAGCUACGAAGGGUUUUGCUGCUUCCGCAAAUGCUGGAACAAGCUCAAGUCCAGGCGCUCAUGUCAACCGCAACAACAGCAUGAAAAAUUCUUCUGGCAGUAGAGUCUACCUUAAAUCUCGUUUAUCCGAAAUAAUCUCAGCUAGGGACACCAAUUCAAAAACUGAUGAAGAAGUGAAGACAUUUCUGUCACAAUUGUCUUCUGCACGAGGCUUUGAUGGCCCUUGGAGUGAGACGGCUACUACCCCCAGAAUCAGCACACAGAUUGAUGAGUACAGACAAUAUGAUGCUACUGGUAUGGCACCAUUUCUCGAGAGUAACAACUCAAAUCUGGAGCCAUUUGAUGCCAAUGCCACGAGUGAGGAUGAAGGUGAAAGUUCUCUUGAGCGCUUGAAGCAGCAGGCUGAGCUUAACAGGAAAAAGAUGAGUAUGCUUUAUAAGGAGCUCGAAGCUGAACGAAGUGCUUCAGCGGUGGCAGCAAGCGAAGCGAUGGCUAUGAUCAAUAGGUUGCAAGAGGAAAAGGCUGCAAUGCACAUGGAAGCACUGCAGUAUCUCCGGAUGAUGGAAGAGCAGGCUGAUCAUGACCAGGAAGCAAUUGAAAAGUUAAAUGACUUGCUUACAGAAAGGGAGAAGGAAAUGCUUGACCUGGAAUCUGAACUUGAGAGUUAUCGGAGAAGGCUUCCCGAUGUACCAUUUGGUGCUACUGAUGGAGCUAUGGCAUUUGGAGUCUUGGAUGAGUCAGACUUCAUGAGCAGUACCAUGUUUGAUUUUGAAGAUGAAAAGGCAAAGAUUUUGGAUUCCUUACGCAGAUUGGAGGAUACACUCGCCAUGUCCUCCACAGAUAGACUUGAUUUAGGUGGUGCAAAUGAUACUCUACAGAAUGGGCCAUUGAAAGAUCGCCCAAUGGGUGGUGGCCAAUAUAUAGAUAACUCAGAGUUGGGGACUUCACUAUUGCCUCGGGAAGACUUCAAUGGUGAAUCAGUUUCUUCUCAACAAAAUGAUGAAAAUCAAUCUAUUGGGAACCAAAAAAUGUUUGCUUCAUUUUCCCACUUAGAUGAUGUACAAAUUCAUUCUAUGACAAGCGUUGAACAUGAAGUUUCUCUCCUGAAUACUAGAUUCAAGGCACUUGAAGCAGAUCAGAAUUUUCUCAGGCAAAUACUGAGUUCUCUUAAUUGUAGCGGUGAUGGAGUACAAUGUGUUCAGGAGAUAACUAGCCAUUUGCGAGAGCUGCGAAGAAUCAUGGCUGAACAAAGAGACAUGGCAGUUUUAUGA